Messenger RNA from Lolium perenne, 661 nucleotides. Its product is annotated as glutaredoxin-C8. Lineage: Eukaryota; Viridiplantae; Streptophyta; Magnoliopsida; Poales; Poaceae. The record is from RefSeq and is a predicted model, not a curated record. Gene Ontology annotation, molecular function: glutathione disulfide oxidoreductase activity. Gene Ontology annotation, cellular component: cytoplasm. Gene Ontology annotation, biological process: cellular response to oxidative stress.
CGCACAGUGGGAAGUCGGGGAAGACUGGUCAGACCACGAGCGCGAUCUCCCCCAAAACUCACCUCGCCGUCCCCGCAUCUCGACCUCGCCGGCGGCGGAACACGAUGUCGACGGUCCGGAGGUUCGGGAUGGCGGCGGCGGCCGCCGCGUUCAUCGCCUUCGCGGCCUUCGGAUCCGCCUCGGCGUCCAAGCCGGCCUCCUUCGUCAAAUCCACCGUCAAAGCCCACGACGUCGUCAUCUUCUCCAAGUCCUACUGCCCGUAUUGUAGAAGGGCGAAGGCUGUGUUCAAGGAGCUUGAACUGAAGAAGGACCCGUACGUCGUCGAGCUCGAUGAGAGAGAGGAUGGUGGGGACAUCCAGGAUGCCUUAGCCGACAUGGUUGGCAGACGCACUGUUCCUCAAGUGUUUAUCCGUGGAAAGCACUUGGGAGGCUCUGACGAUACUGUCGACGCGUACGAAAGUGGGAAGCUGGCUAAACUUCUGGACCUUGCUGUCAAGGACGAUCUUUGAAUCGUAGUUUAGCUCCAAUCUGGCCCCUCUUGCUUUGAGGUUACCAAGUCCAACUCUGAAUUAACGUUUGCGCAGAACCUAUCACCAGGAUUUCGUGUCACCGUAUAAACCGUUUUAACUGUACUUUGUGGCAAUUACUCUGUUAUCUUUCA